Messenger RNA from Penicillium cosmopolitanum, 1506 nucleotides. Its product is annotated as cytochrome P450. Gene Ontology annotation, molecular function: iron ion binding; heme binding; monooxygenase activity. Bases 1 to 1506 code for a protein of 501 amino acids. The record is from RefSeq and is a predicted model, not a curated record. The transcript is spliced from 4 exons. NCBI's taxonomy places the organism in Eukaryota, Fungi, Ascomycota, Eurotiomycetes, Eurotiales, Aspergillaceae.
AUGGGGCUAAUCACAUUCUUCAGUCCAGCUGUCACGCUGUUCUGUGGCUUGAUAACCCUCUGGGUCGUCAAGACGAUUACAAGUUAUGCCAAACUGCGCCAGUUUGAGGGUCCUCGCUGGACUGGGAUCUCAAACUGGCCUCAUAGUCUGGCACUGCUUCGACACAACUGCCACGAAUGGUAUGCCGAAGUCAAUAAUAAAUAUGGCCCCAUCGCCCGUGUUGCACCUCGAGUGCUGAUUACGUCCGACCCGGAGGUUUGGAUGCAUGUCAACAAUAAGCCUGGCUACAAACGAUCCGAUUGGUAUUAUACUGCCGCGCGAAUUGAACAUCGCAAAGACAAUGUUUUCACUCAGACAGAUAACGCCAAGCACGACCGACGAAGGAAGCAGAUGGCUCCAGGGGAGAAUCUUCAGCUUGAGGGAGCCAUAGAUGAGCGAGUCCAAGAUUUUCUAGACCUUAUCCGGGCCAAAUACGUCUCAUCUGACAACGAUACGGUCCCCAUGGACUUGGCAAAGAAGGUCCAGUACUUCACUCUCGAUGUCAUUAGCAGUGUUGGCCUCGGUAGUAAUUUCGGUAUGCUGGAGAGCGACCGGGACGUGGAUAAUUACCUUUCAUCGCUGGAGGAGGGCCUUUCUAUCGGAAAUACUGCCCUCGCCAUGGGCUUCAGUUGGAUCACCCAGGCACCAUUCAUCGGUAAAUACGUGGCUGCCUCGCCCAAGGAUAAGAACGGAUUUGGAAAGAUGAUGACUGCUUGUUUUCAAAUUGUCGAUGGGCGUGCUGCGAGCAAGACCGAUCAGCGAUCUGACAUGCUGGCCUCUUUCAUACGUCACGGUCUCUCUGGCGAUGAACUACGCAGCGAGGCUCUAGAGCAAAUCCUUGCUGGUUCCGAUACAACGGCGGGUGCCAUUCGUGGAUCUCUCCUGCAUAUUAUGACCAAUCCACGCGUCUAUCACAAGCUACAGCGUGAGAUAGACGAUUCUGUCAGCAAUGGACUUGUACCGAGCGAGGGCAUCAUUACUACCGGUCAGACUAAACAGCUUCCCUAUCUGCAGGCAGUUAUCCGCGAAGCUCUCCGAGUCUGGCCGCCCGUGGCGAAUAUUUUCUCGCGUGAUGUCCCACCUGGUGGUGAUACUGUUAUUGUUGAUGGGGAGAGUGUAUUCCUGCCCGAUGGUGCUUGUAUUGGGUAUUCAGCAUACUCUAUGCACCAUAGCGAAAAGAUAUAUGGCAAAGAUGCCAAGGUCUUCAGGCCAGAGCGAUGGUUUGAAUCAGACUCAACUAAGUUAGCUGGUAUGGUCCGGACAAAUGAGCUUAUAUUCGGUUAUGGGAAAUACCGUUGUUUGGGCAAGACCGUGGCUGACAUAGAGAUCGGAAAAUUGAUAUUCGAGCUCUUCCGAAAUUUCGACUUGUCACUUAUCAACCCGACGCGCCCCUGGGACGUGAAGAACUAUCUUGGGCUUUUUGCGAUCUCAGAUAUGUGGAUACAGGUUAUAGAGCGUAACCCUUAG